This is a messenger RNA of Paralichthys olivaceus (Japanese flounder), 423 nucleotides long. Lineage: Eukaryota; Metazoa; Chordata; Actinopteri; Pleuronectiformes; Paralichthyidae. The record is from RefSeq and is a predicted model, not a curated record.
AUGGAGAGCCAUCACAUCCAUGUGGACAAAGAGGCUCUUAAGAGAAUGUCAGACCUGUUGGGGACUAAGAUGAAGCAGUUGGAGCAGGAGGCCCACAGAGCAGCAGGACAAAUAUUCCUGGUCACCAGCAACACUCAGCUUCGAACAGUUUUGUUUGAGAAGCUGCGGCUCCAUGAGCGCUGCGAGAACAAGAAACUUCCCAAGACCAUCAACAAACAGCAGCAGUCGACAUCAGAAGCCGCAUUGUUGCAGCUUCAGGACCUGCAUCCUCUUCCAAAGAUCAUUCUGGAGUACAGACAGAUUCACAAGAUCAAGUCCACUUUUGUUGAUGGGAUUCUCUCAUGCAUGAUGAGUAAGAACUACAUUUCCUCAGCGUGGUACCAGACGAGCGUUGUGACUGGGAGAAUCUCGGCAAAACACCCA